CCGAGCCAUCUUGCUGUUACCCGAAGCUGAGGAAUUACGCAACUUGGCAUUGACACCACAAGACCUGUACUUAGACUGUCGAUAUCAAGCUGCGGGACCAAGGACAAGUAUAACCUGGUGAAGGGGUGGUAUACAAGAGAGUCUAUGGACUGGCUAAAAGGGGGUGAUGGUGCCCGACAUAUGGAAAGUGAGAAGAUGAAUCUGCAAGAACAAGAUACACUCCGAGUCCACGAUCACGACCAACUCCCAAUUCCCAUCGAGAACGAACGAACAAUUCCCCUGAAUGAUUCUGCGUAUGCUUCUGUCGCAUUGAGGGCUGGGCAGGACCACCAACAAAGUCUAAGAUAUUUCGAUCAGCAAAACGGGCCAGACGUCAGCGGUCUUGGUACUAUUGCUAGGCCAAUAACUAAAUCUCCAAGUAUCGAUGAUGGGAAUGCUGGCAACAUAGGAGAUUUAUAUGUUCAGCAAGGAAUCCUUGGUAGGGGAGCAUAUGCAAUCGUGAAAAAAGUCGUACACAAGACCAGCGGACAAGUCUUCGCGCGAAAGUGCUAUAUAGUGGCAGGUCCAAACGCCGAGUAUAUCAAGCACCAAUUCACGAACGAGAUUGAGAUCAUGAAAAGCUUACCAGAGCAUCACCACAUGAUUAGCUAUGUGGCUCUUAUUCGGAGGGCCGACAAUUUUCCAUUCUUGUUCAGCCGGUUGCCGAUUCUGGAUCAUUGGCAGACUAUAUCCAUGACAUCCGAGAAAGAGGUCUCCCAUCUAGGGAAGAGCGACUGAUACUUUUGAUGGCGACCGGGUGCUUAGCCAGUGGUCUCGCAUUCAUACACCAGAAGACAUUCGCCAC
Molecule: messenger RNA, 844 nt
Organism: Mollisia scopiformis
Lineage: Eukaryota; Fungi; Ascomycota; Leotiomycetes; Helotiales; Mollisiaceae
Exons: 3
Coding region: 145-777 (210 amino acids)
Biological process (GO): protein phosphorylation
Molecular function (GO): ATP binding; protein kinase activity
Source: RefSeq, a predicted model, not a curated record